Messenger RNA from Dovyalis caffra, 486 nucleotides. Lineage: Eukaryota; Viridiplantae; Streptophyta; Magnoliopsida; Malpighiales; Salicaceae. The record is from the annotation of a GenBank genome assembly.
AUGAAGGGUGAAUUGCGUUCACAAGUUCCAGGUGAUGCAGGUUUGGAUUCUGUGGGUACUAGUUCAAAUGCAGGUUCGGAGUCUAUCUUAGAAUCUUUGGAUAAAGGAGAUGAUGUGGAUGAUCCUUUGGAUACUGCAGAUGUGGAGGAACCAUCCUCUGGAUACCUGAAUGACUUUUUGGCUCGUGCUAUUGGACUUCAGCUCGGGCUCUACUGUCAGCUUCGUGGAAUCUCCAAUGGCUGGAGGCUCUACAUUGGCCUCGGUUUUGGAGUUAAACUUGCAUGUGCAAGUGGAACACUUGUCUGUUCGGGGUCUAUCUUAAAAUAUUUGGAUAGAGGAGAUGAUUUGGAGGACUCUUUGGGUGCUGUAGACAUGAAUGACAUGCGCCCAAACAAGAAUACAAGACGGCUUAGGUUUGGACUCAACCUUGCCUGUGCCAGUGGAAAAGUUGUCUCUAUCUUCUUCUAUCUUGGAUUCUAUACGUAA